GAGGAAAGGUCUCUUGAGCUUUGCAAAAGGAGGAAUUAUUUGCAUACCGACGCUUUAGCUGUGGUCAAAUACUUUCCAUGCUGAAGAUGGACCAUGCAAAUGUGACCCAAGCCAUGCUUGAUGCUGAGUCCCGGAGCACAGAGAAGAACAACAGCAACGAGUAUUUUUACAUUCUGAUCGUCAUGUCUUUCUAUGGGAUCUUCCUGAUAGGGAUAAUGUUUGGCUACAUGAAAUCCAAAAGAAAAGAGAAGCCAUCCAAUUUGCUUCUGCUCUACAAAGAUGAGGAGAGAGAAUGGGGGGAAGCUGUAAAGCCUCUACCAACCAUAUCGGGGCUGAAAUCUGUGCAGAUCCCCAUGAUGCUGAACAUGCUGCAGGAGAGCAUGGUGCCAUCCCUGUCCUGUGCCAUCUGCUCAAUGGAAGGCAGCAGUGUGAGCUCCGAGUCCUCCUCCCCAGAUGUGCACUUCACCAUCCAGGAGGAAGUGCUGGAUACUGAACUAGGGGAAGUGUCAGAAACUCUCCUCAAUGAGAGCAGCGAGGGGUCUGCGGAAAACAUCCAUAAGAACUCCUAGCACUUGCAGGGCUCCCUUGAUCAGCUGCCAAAGUGUGAGUGGAGCUCCCACUAAGAACUCAUGGUUCUACUUUCCUGCUUUCCAAUGAAGUCU
Acanthisitta chloris (rifleman) is the source of this 662-nucleotide messenger RNA. It is a transcript of the gene KCNE4, whose product is annotated as potassium voltage-gated channel, Isk-related family, member 4. The transcript has 2 exons. Gene Ontology annotation, molecular function: potassium channel regulator activity; voltage-gated potassium channel activity involved in ventricular cardiac muscle cell action potential repolarization; transmembrane transporter binding. Lineage: Eukaryota; Metazoa; Chordata; Aves; Passeriformes; Acanthisittidae. Bases 78 to 569 code for a protein of 163 amino acids. Gene Ontology annotation, cellular component: membrane. The record is from RefSeq and is a predicted model, not a curated record. Gene Ontology annotation, biological process: regulation of heart rate by cardiac conduction; negative regulation of delayed rectifier potassium channel activity; regulation of ventricular cardiac muscle cell membrane repolarization.